Molecule: messenger RNA, 1740 nt
Organism: Aspergillus niger
Lineage: Eukaryota; Fungi; Ascomycota; Eurotiomycetes; Eurotiales; Aspergillaceae
Exons: 6
Coding region: 1-1740 (579 amino acids)
Biological process (GO): cell division
Cellular component (GO): anaphase-promoting complex
Molecular function (GO): protein binding
Source: RefSeq, a predicted model, not a curated record
AUGCGGCGAUCAAAUGCUCCGAGCGUUGUUUAUACCAAUCCGCCAAAUGGUACCGUUACAGGCAUCACCCCGGCUCACCUCCAUGAGCAGUCACUAACCUUGUGGGUCAGGGCAGCUGAAAUGCUAGAUUCAAUCGUACCAAUUGAGCAAUACGACACCGAUCCAGACUCCCCCAUGGACUACCCCGACGCUCCUUCGAACCCCCAGAACCCUUAUCUCCGAACACAAGAUCCGCUCGAGGCCGCUCUCGAAGCGCAAGAGUCAUACAAGUACCUCCUUGCGAAAUCUUACUUUGACACCCGCGAAUAUGAUCGCUGCGCCUCAAAAGGGAAAUCGAAGGCCUCAGCAUAUAGUGGUAAAUCGCUGUUUCUCGCGUUGUAUGCUAAGUAUCUGGCGGGCGAGAAGCGCAAGGAUGAAGAGACCGAAAUGGUGUUGGGACCGGCAGACGGAGGUUCGACUGUCAACAAAGAAUUACCAGAUUUGGCGCGAGGAUUAGAAGGAUGGUUUACUGAGCGGCAAGACAAGGGACUGGAAGAGCGCAGCCAGGGAUGGUUGGAGUAUCUGUAUGGUGUUAUACUUCUUAAGGGACGAAAUGAAGACGAGGCCAAGAAGUGGCUUAUCCGGAGUGUUCAUCUGAACCCAUUUCACUGGGGCGCCUGGCAAGAACUAAACGACUUGCUUGCAAGCACAGAAGACUUGAACCAAGUGGUCAAUCUUCUGCCCUUGAAUAUCAUGACCCUCAUAUUCCGCGUAUACUGCAGCCAGGAGCUGUAUCAGGCCACCGAGGAUACCUACCAGUCACUAUCUGAACUGGAAACAAUCUUCCCCACGAGUGCUUUCCUCAAGACCCAAAGAGCAUUGUUAUACUACCACUCAAAAGACUUUGAAGAAGCCUCCAGUAUCUUCACAGACAUCCUCGUUUCAUCUCCCCACCGUCUCGACAGUCUCGACCACUACUCCAACAUCCUAUACGUGAUGGGCGCGCGCCCGCAGCUCGCAUUUGUCGCCCAAAUCGCGACCGCAACGGACAAAUUCCGCCCCGAAACAUGCUGUGUAGUAGGAAACUACUACUCGCUCAAAUCCGAGCACGAAAAAGCCGUCAUGUAUUUCCGCCGCGCCUUGACCCUGGACCGAAACUUCCUCUCAGCCUGGACCCUCAUGGGCCACGAAUACAUCGAAAUGAAAAACACCCACGCCGCAAUCGAAUCCUACCGUCGGGCAGUCGACGUCAACCGCAAAGACUACCGCGCCUGGUACGGUCUAGGCCAAGCCUACGAAGUACUCGACAUGUCCUUCUACGCCCUAUUCUACUACCAACGAGCCGCAGCGCUACGCCCCUACGACCCCAAAAUGUGGCAAGCCGUAGGAUCCUGCUACGCCAAAAUGGGCCGCAUCGAACAGAGCAUCAAAGCGCUCAAACGAGCCCUCGUCGCUGGCUCCUACUACGCCGAUGACUCCUCCCAAGUAGGAGGAGGAGGACCAGAGCGGAAGAUACUCGACCCCGAAACCCUCCACCAGAUCGCCACGCUGUACGAACGUCUUGGCGAUGACGAAGAAGCGGCCUCGUACAUGGAACUCACGCUUCAGCAAGAGUUGUGGCUUGCGCGGUGGUCUCUGCGUAAUGGGGACCUUGAGCGUGCAGAUCAGCUGGCUGGUGAGUUGUGUCAAGAUGGGGUUGAGGUUGAAGAGGCGAAGGCUUUGAUGAGGGAUGUUCGCGCGCGGAGAGAAGGGGAUGAGUGA